Messenger RNA from Plasmopara halstedii, 483 nucleotides. RefSeq lists its product as hypothetical. The transcript is spliced from 2 exons. Gene Ontology annotation, biological process: dephosphorylation. Bases 1 to 483 code for a protein of 160 amino acids. NCBI's taxonomy places the organism in Eukaryota, Oomycota, Peronosporomycetes, Peronosporales, Peronosporaceae. Gene Ontology annotation, molecular function: alkaline phosphatase activity. The record is from RefSeq and is a predicted model, not a curated record.
AUGUACGAGGUUGAUCGACUUCGUGAACUUUCUACAAACAAUUCUACGGCUCGGAAUCCUAGACUUCCCGAAAUGUUUGAUAUCGUUCGGAGUCUCCUUCGCCAGAACAAGCAAGCCAAGAAGAACGGUUACUUUAUCCUGAUUGAAGGCUCGCGCGUUGAUCAUGCCGGUCACUCAAAUGACCCCGGUUCUAUGGCAAAAGAGACCAUUGCCUUCGAUGAAGCCGUGGCUGUGUGGAUCAGUCAGCGUGCAGCAGUUAAUUGGACAACAAUGGGUCACGUUGGCACAGACGUGAAUCUGUAUUGCAAGGAACCGCCGACUUUCGAGCGGAUGUGCAAGGGUAUCCAUGAAAUCACGUACGUCAACAAAAUAAUAGCAGUUUAUUUGGGGCUACUUCACCAGCAGGAGCUUGAGACGCUAAAACACCGUAACAUUGCAGUGCUUGACAACCCGAUUGCUUUUAUAGACUGGCGCAGUUGGUAG